Molecule: messenger RNA, 2583 nt
Organism: Penicillium canariense
Lineage: Eukaryota; Fungi; Ascomycota; Eurotiomycetes; Eurotiales; Aspergillaceae
Exons: 2
Coding region: 1-2583 (860 amino acids)
Biological process (GO): nucleoside metabolic process
Molecular function (GO): catalytic activity
Source: RefSeq, a predicted model, not a curated record
AUGGCGAGCCGUGCGAUGAAGCCCCUCCCUUACGAUGCGUAUACCGCGGCCAUUAUUUGUCCGCUGGAGGUAGAAAUGAGUGCUGCGCGAUAUAUGCUAAAUGAAGAGCACGUACAAAUACCAGGGGAGCAGCACGACACCAACCAUUAUAUUCUUGGCCGACUUAGCGGGCAUAAUGUGGUCAUUGCGUCUUUGCCGCUGGGCUCUCAGGGCACCGUCUCUGCGGCAACUGUUGCGAUGCAUCUGGCCCGAACCUUUCCCAACAUCAAGCUACGGCUGUUGGUGGGAAUUGCUGGAGGUGUACCAAGCCCAAAGAACGAUAUUCGAUUAGGCGAUGUGGUGGUGAGCACCCCGUCUGGCUCCUUUGGUGGCGUGGUGGAAUAUGAUCUGGGGAAGCAGACUCCAACCGGCUUCGUACGUAAGGGGUUCCUCAGUCCCCCUCCGACAGAGUGGAGAGGUGCAAUAGCCAGGAUGAAGUCAGACCAUCGCGUUCGCUCCAAUAAAGUGAACGAUUUUGUGGCAGAGAUGUUGGCAAAAUCUCCCAGACUGACCGAGUAUGAACGACCGCACCCCCAAGAGGAUAUUCUAUUCAGUUCAGACUACGAACACAAAGCAGGAGAGCCUACAUGUGCAAGUUGCGACCUUGCAAGGGUGGUGCAUCGCGAAACACGCGAAGUUCCUCAUGAGCCGGUGGUAUUUUAUGGGCUGGUUGCGUCCGGAAACCACGUCAUGAAGCAUGCCAGCGAGCGAGACCGGAUCAGCAUGGACUGCGAUGGAGUCCUGUGUUUCGAGAUGGAGGCUGCUGGACUUAUGAAUGGGUUUCCCUGUAUUGUUAUUCGCGGGAUUUCCGACUACUCUGACUCUCAUAAGAAUGAUUGUUGGCAGCCGUAUGCGGCAGCAGCGGCAGCAGGGAUUGCUAAAGAACUUCUGGGUUAUCUGGUACCGAGCAAUGUGCCGCAUGCCAAUGACGAUCUCACCACCGCGUGCCGCCGGCAUCUCUUCGUGACGGAUCCAGAAAAGGACAAGCAGCGCAUCGAGAGUGACAGGGGCAAUCUGCUCAAGGAUUGCUAUUCAUGGAUCCUUCUCGAUCCUCAGUUCACUGCGUGGCGGGAAGCUGAACAGAGUCAGCUUCUGUGGAUCAGAGGCGAUCCGGGCAAAGGAAAGACCAUGUUGAUGAUCGGUUUAGUGCACGAAAUCACAGUGCAACUGCAAGGCCAGCCGGAAAAUGGCAUUCUGACGUACUUCUUCUGCCAAAGCAACCUCUUGACCCUGAACAAUGCCGUUUCUAUCCUUCGCGGGCUCAUCUGGAUGAUUGUUGACCAAGACCAGCCACUGAUGCGACACGUCCUGGUGGAGUACGAGAGGUUUGGGGAGAGACUCUUCGACGGGCCCAAUGCUUUUUUUGCUCUCCGCUCAAUCUUUUUCAAUAUAUUAGAAGAUGCGGGGCUUUCCACCAUUUACAUCCUCGUUGAUGCGAUUGACGAGUGCGAUACUGGGCUGGAUACAUUCUUGAAUCUGAUCGUCCAGACUGCUUCCGCAUUGUCUUCCAAGGUGAAGUGGAUUCUGACCAGCCGUCACCGACCAGAUAUUGCCCAGAUACUUGGAGACAACGCUUUUCAGCACCACAUAGAUCUGGAGUCAAACGGUAGACUUGUUUCCGAGGCAGUAUACUCCUUCAUUGGGUAUAAAAUGGAUAUUUUAUCGCAACGGAAGUCUUAUGACUCUGGCCUAAAGACUCAUGUGGAACGUGUCCUACGUGAGAAAGCCGGUGACACUUUUCUAUGGGUGGCACUGGUAUGUAGUGAGCUGACGAAUGCCGAGAGCUGGGAGGCCGAAUCAAUCGUGGAGGACCUUCCCUCAGGUCUUCAUCCAUUGUAUAAUCAUAUGCUGUCCCUGAUCAAAAACCUGCGCAAGGGCCAAUCCGAAGUCUGCUACAGAAUUCUCCGUUCAAUGACCUUGACCUUCCGUCCUGUCUAUUUGGAGGAACUGCAAUCCAUUACUUCUCUCCCGCCCCGUUUGGCAAAUGACAUGCACGCCUUGAGAAACACGAUUGAGUUGUGUGGCUCAUUCUUGACGAUUCAAAGGAAUCAAGUCUACUUCAUUCAUCAAUCCGCAAAGGAUUACUUGACUGCUAGCAGUGGACUGCAGAUCUUUGACGCUGAUCAGACAGACGAGCAUUGCACGAUCGUUGUGCAAUCCAUGCGGACCAUGUCCCACGUCUUGAAGAAAGAUGUGGCAGAUCUCCAAUACCCGGGGACCUUGAUUUCAAAUGUCCCAGCCAAUGAAAUUCUAAGAGAUGUUGCCUACGCUGUGUGUUUCUGGAUUCACCAUCUACUGGAGUUCAUGUGCAAUUCUACUAACUCCGAUGGGCGUCGUGAUCUACUCGUAUCGGUGCAUGCUUUCCUGCAAUCUCAUCUUCUCCACUGGGUCGAGGCGAUGAGCCUCCUUGGAAAGGUAUCUGAUGGACUGCGGAUGAUUACACUGUUGAAGUCCUAUCUCAAGGCAUGUUCCUUACCCAUCCUGAACGAGGCCCAAAUAUUGACAGUCCCUAGGUCUCCGUGGACAGAGAUCUAUUCCACUUGA